CCAGCCUGUUUGCGGAUUGGUCCUUACGGAGACCCGUUGUGGACCGCGCAGAGUGCUGGGAAAAAGAAAAUAUGGCGGCCGGGCCUAGCAAGGCUGAGAUCCAAACGCUGUUUAAGCGGCUACGGGCUGUGCCGGCUAAUAAGUCCUGUUUUGACUGUGGUGCAAAGAAUCCGAGCUGGGCCAGCGUCACUUACGGUGUUUUUCUCUGUAUUGACUGCUCUGGAGUCCAUCGGUCACUGGGUGUGCACCUCAGCUUCAUCCGGUCUACAGAGCUUGACUCCAAUUGGACCUGGCUUCAGCUGAGAUGUAUGCAAGUGGGUAGCAAUGCCAAUGCGACUGCCUUUUUCUGCCAGCAUGGUUGCACCACCACAGAUGCUAGUGCCAAGUAUAAUAGCCGGGCAGCCCAUGUGUAUCGAGAGAAGAUACGGCAGCUGGCAAGUGCUGCCAUGGCCAAAUAUGGGAAUGAUCUCCUGAUUGAUGGGCUGAGUGGGACACCCGGCCAUUCCCCAGAGAAGAGUGAUGCUGACUUCUUCCUGGAACAUACACAGGCUUGCAAUAUUUGGGAUGUGACUGAGACAGGUCAGAGCACAGUGGAAACUUCACUAGAGUUGGAGAGAGCUACAAAGCCAUCUGAAAACAGUGAGGUUCCAUAUCCUGACCAGGGUCCUUCAACUGACUUGCUGAGCACUUCUCCCAAAGGGUCUCUUGACGCAUCCAUGUGUCUGUCUUCACAAGGGGCUACUUCUGCCAGAGAAAUAAAGCCUUCCCUUAUUGGAAAGAAGAAGCCAGGUGCUACCAAGAAAGGGUUGGGAGCCAAAAAAGGUCUUGGAGCUCAGAAAGUGAGCAGCCAGAGCUUCACAGAAGUUGAAAGGCAGGCCCAAGUGGCAGAAAAGCUGAGAGAGCAGCAGGCUGCAGAGUAUAGGAAACAAGCAGAAGAAUCUUUGGUGAGCUCAAUGAGACUGGCCUACCAGGAGCUGCAGAUUGAUCGGAAGAAAGAGGAGAAGAAACUUCAAAACCUGGAAGGAAAGAAGCGUGAACAGGCUGAAAGACUGGGCAUGGGCUUGGUGUCCAGAAGUUCCAUCUCGCACUCUGUCCUUUCUGAAAUGCAAGUGAUAGAACAAGAAACACCAGUGUCUGCAAAGUCUUCUCGUUCUCAGUUGGAUCUGUUUGAAGAUACUGGAAGCUUCACAUCUGGACCCCCCAAGUAUAAGGAUAAUCCUUUCUCACUAGGAGAUGCCUUUGGCUCGCAGUGGGAAACAGACAACUCUUCUUGGGGCAUUGACAAAGGAGAGGAGGAGACAGACAUCACUAUCUCCAGCAUCCGGCCCAUUGGUGACAGACCUACCAACAGAAGGGAAACUGAAGGCAAGAUAUCCAUAGUGGAGUCCAAUGAAGCUCGACAGAAAUUUGCAGGGGCCAAAGCCAUCUCCUCUGACAUGUUCUUUGGGCGGGAAGCUGAUGCUGAGUACGAAGCCAGAUCCCGACUACAGCAACUCUCUGGCAGCAAUGCCAUCAGUUCUGCUGAUCUUUUUGGAGAGUCAGAGUCUGUGAACUCGAGUGGUGUAUCAAUUGGAAAUGUUCUGCCUGCUGCAGACAUUGCCCAGUUCAAGCAAGGGGUGAAGUCUGUUGCUGGCAAGAUGGCUGUUCUGGCCAAUGGCGUGAUGAACUCCCUCCAGGAUCGGUAUGGUACAUAUUGAUGUCUCUGGGGAAUUUGCUGCUUGUGGCCAUCAGUGAAAAACUUGCACACUGAGUCAACUGGCAAAAUUCUGCAGGAUUAUUUUUCAAUUCAGCAUGAUUGGAGGGCUGCUUGAGAACAGGGUUGGAUGGAGAAAUGGACAUGCCUGGCAUUUGCUCAAAAUCUUUCUGGACAUCAGUUGUGUUAGAAACAAGUUUCCCCCCACCCCCAAGCCCAGACAUCUUGCAAACAGAGCACGAGCUGGUCCAGAGAAUGUUCCCUUGCCACUGUGUAGAGACAGGGUUGCAGAUGAAUGAUCACAUUAGUGUUGCUGUUCCUGUUUUAUUCCACAACAGUUGCUCUUGGCAGAUCAAAUAUUGUGGAGACAGGAAGCGGUACUGAAUACUCUUCACCUUUCUGCAUCCAUAGGGAUAUUGCAGAGGUGUGGAGCUCUUAGGCUGUUUUUUAGCACACAGUUUCCUCUUCUGCACAAAUUCUUACUGCCUCUUUAUAUUGACAUGGUAUAAGUCAUGGUGUAAGCUAGUUCUUUCAAGGGCAGUGGCUUAAAAGCCUAAACCUACAGGAGGCUGCAAAAGUUCAAAGCAUGCUUGAAAAAAAUCUUUAUAUGGUUUUACACUGCAAAUAUGGUGGAUAGUUGGAACAUUAAUUCCUCCCCAGCCAUAAAUUUGCAGGAGCCUUUUCUGGGAGACUAUGGAAUUAAGGAAUGUUAUCUGCCCUGCACUUUCAUAGUAACAAUCUGCUUUGCCUCAUUGGUGUUUUCUGAUUUCCAUUAAAUCCUUCCUUGGGGAAACUAGGGACAGAAUGAGGUAGGGCGACUUGCUUCAGGGGCUCUGCCUCCACUCCUGGUAUAAUGCAGCCCCUGCUAUUACCACUGUCCCUCCUCAUUUACACUGAUAAAUUUGCUGAAUGUUGGGGCCCUCGUCUAUGCGGAAAAAAAAGUGAAAAAGAGCAAUGUCUCUUCCUCCUGUCCAAGCUUCAUUGCUGCCCCCUUGCUCUUGCAAAGCCUAGCAUUAUAGGGGUUUUUCUCCUACAUAAUUUAGUUACAGCUCUUUCUGUUUAUCAGGAAUUGGAGAAGGAAGACAUACCUUUAAUAUCUUACUGUGCUGUUCUGAUGGCCAGGAUGUUCAACAAAAUUCUGCUGCAAAGCCCCCUGCUGAAUCUGCAUGUCUUAUCUCCCAUUUCAGAGUUGGUUAUGCUCUUUGACUGACUGUAGAGUCUCCUCAGUGCAGUGGGAGUGAAGGGGGACUUGCAGCUGAGACCUUUUUGCAGUUCCACUGCUGUGCAGUUGCAUGUGUCUCUGUAGGGUGGGUUAUCCUAGAAGUUCUUAUCAAAUUGACUGUAUUCCCUGGGGUAGUGGGAUAAGUCUGGACUGUGGCAGGGUUUGUUUCUGUAAUGGGAGAGCAACCACUAUUAGGAUGUUGCAGUGACACCCUGAGUUUCAGUAAGGCAUCCAUGCUAGAGGUAAGGGCUCAACUCAUAAUGGAGCAAUAUCUUGCUCACUUCUGUAUUUGCUUAUUUGUGAGUGUGGUUGACCUGCUUUUUCCUUGCGCACUUUCUAAGAGGGUUAGUGGCUGCAUGGACUUAUUGGAGUUCUCUUUCCCAUUAGCACUUUGCUCUGCUCCCCUUCUCAUUAUUUGCUCCCUGGGUUCUGAAAAUGCACUGACGUUUAUCUUUGACUAUGGCAAAUAUUGUCUUAAAAUAAGGAGGAUUACCUCUAGAGCACUAGCUCCCUUCAUGGACAAGGAUUUGCUCAGUGCUCCCUCUGCUCUUAUACUGGAAGAGGGUUCUCUUCUUGAAAUGUCUGUCUUGAGAUGAUGGUAGUAUUGAUGAGCUGUGUGUGGCCAGGACUCGGUCUCUGCUGGGGGUGGUGGUGUCCAAAAGAGUCAUGCGGAAUUUUCCCACCCCCCUCAAGUGAAUAAAAUCAAAUACCUGUGUGUCCUCCA
Molecule: messenger RNA, 3639 nt
Organism: Heteronotia binoei (common prickly gecko)
Lineage: Eukaryota; Metazoa; Chordata; Lepidosauria; Squamata; Gekkonidae
Gene: ARFGAP2
Product: ADP ribosylation factor GTPase activating protein 2
Exons: 17
Coding region: 72-1697 (541 amino acids)
Biological process (GO): COPI coating of Golgi vesicle
Molecular function (GO): GTPase activator activity
Source: RefSeq, a predicted model, not a curated record